AUGUCUGCGACUAGCGAGCAAAACCCCUCGAUCGCGAGGAGCAGAUCGCGGUAUCGUCGCAAUCGCCCGACGGAUGCGCUCCCUCCUCCUCCCGCGAUUUCGAACCAGCACGAGAACAGAGACAAUGCGCAGGCUAAGCCCACGAAAAACGCGAAACGCGAUGAGGAGGAUGCGCGCGCGCGCGAAGCGCAUCGACAGAACACAAUGGAACAAUUGACUGGAGGAGACAACGCGACGCAACUCCCUCGGCGGCCUAACGGGUCGGCGAAAGAGGCAAGUCGCGCCGAACGCUCGCGCACACACGACAUCACGCCGGACACCCAUCGCAAAUCUUUCUUCGACAAGGUCAAACUGUCCAAAGUCAAAUCGGCUGUCACCAAAUCCGACCCUGUUCCGAAGUACAUUGGGGUGGGUGGAACUGGUGUGGUCCCUGGAGUUGAUGCGCCUGUGAGUGCUGUCAACGCUGGGGAGCGUCGUGUUGUUGCGCAGUAUGGGGAUGCCUCUGCCAACCUCACCAUCACACCGUCAACCUCGGUUCAAGAUCUAUUGCUGGAUGCGACCAAACGGCUGUCUAAGGAUAUCAACCCUGAGAAGUUUAUUGUUAUGGAGUCGUUUUGUCAGCUUGGCUUGGAACGUCCCCUUCGUCGCUUUGAGCGUAUCCGAGAUGUCAUGAAUUCCUGGGCUACAGAUGCCGACAACCGCUUCAUCAUUAUCCCUCCCUCCAGUGUGGAGGCACUGGCUCAGCUGGAAGCAGCACAUGUUCCCAGCGAGCAGCCAUCGUCUGAAACCGUCUAUAUUUACCAUUCCCAGCGUCGUCGCAAGUGGGACAAGCGAUAUGUGACUAUGCGUGCCGACGGACAGGUCACUAUUGCGAAAAAGGAGAACGCCAAGGAUCAUACCAACAUCUGCCAUUUGUCUGACUUCGACAUCUACUUCCCCAGCGCUCGAGCUUUGAGCAAAGAUAUCAAACCACCGAAGAAGAUCUGCUUUGCAAUCAAAAGUCAACAGAAGUCUUCAAUGUUUCUCUCUACAGAGAACUUUGUGCACUUCUUCUCGACCAGCGACAAGACAAUUGCGGACAAGUGGUAUCGGGCCACUCAACAAUGGAGGAGUUGGUAUUUGGCUAACAAGGUUGGAGUAGCAGAGAAAUCGGAGGUCGAUGCACUCAAGCGCUCUGGGACCAAGAAGUCGACUCGCCAGCACAAACAAGCGCCAAUCGAAGUCCCACUUCUACAACGAGAGAACAGACCCGAGUCUUCGAGAGAUGGAAGCUCUGAUUACCAGAGGCCAUCAGGCUCCAAGGAGAUGUUCUCUCGGAAGAAAACCACCCGUGGGCAUGUGCCGCCGCCAUCUUCAUACCCCCAGGACCUGCCACUCGAUUGCGAGUCUCACGCUUCAAGAGCAGACAAAGAGCCAUUGGUGCAUGGCGUCAUGCCCGCAGAAGUGGAAGCUGCUACGUUCUCCCCAACGGGACUCCUAGGCCGAACAUACACCCAACGCCAGACCGCCAUGCGCGAACGCGAGGAUCGUGAAAAGCGCUCUAUGCAAGAUCCUUUCACAGGCACCGGCUUGAUGGGCACAGGCUCAGUCCACCACGACUCAAACCCCAACAGCCGAACCAACACCAUGACCCGAGUCCCAGAUACAACCUUCUUCAAUCGAACUCAAUCCCUCAGCCAAUCCAACUCCUUCGACCAGAAGAACAAACCCCUCGUCGACCUAACCCCAGUCUUCGUCGAGCCACCCCAACACAGCAGAAAAGGCAAAGGCCAUGGCGUAAGAGUCGAACCAGGAGUGCAAUUAAUCGAAGGAGCAACGGGCCCAGGCCUGACACAAGGCUCAGUAGCCAUCCCACCAACGACCUCCUGGCGUCGACCACCCGCAGAUACCCCACCCCAGCGACGAAACACAACUCGCAGCGUGCGACACCCUCCAAAAUCAUAUGCGGGAUCACAUUCCGCAGACGCGAGCCCAGUCUCUACAAGCAAUCAAUUCACACCGAAUAGUCUCCUCGCCCAUUCUUCCAGUGUCGCUCCUACACCGCAGAGAAAGGGCCACGGCGUGGCAACCGGCGAUCGUAACGCUACAAAGCCGUUACUCGAUAUGUCCCCCGAAAAUCCAUUCGCGGAUGGAAGUCUCCUCCGACAACUUUGA
Molecule: messenger RNA, 2154 nt
Organism: Penicillium canescens
Lineage: Eukaryota; Fungi; Ascomycota; Eurotiomycetes; Eurotiales; Aspergillaceae
Exons: 1
Coding region: 1-2154 (717 amino acids)
Source: RefSeq, a predicted model, not a curated record